Molecule: messenger RNA, 3140 nt
Organism: Oncorhynchus gorbuscha (pink salmon)
Lineage: Eukaryota; Metazoa; Chordata; Actinopteri; Salmoniformes; Salmonidae
Product: solute carrier family 52, riboflavin transporter, member 3-A-like
Exons: 4
Coding region: 303-1658 (451 amino acids)
Biological process (GO): riboflavin transport
Cellular component (GO): plasma membrane
Molecular function (GO): riboflavin transmembrane transporter activity
Source: RefSeq, a predicted model, not a curated record
ACGGUGGAGCUGACUGCUGGACUGGACUCUGAACUACCCACAAGGCAGUAGUUUCCUAGUUUAUCCUCCAGCCUGCGUGUGAAGGAGAGAGUAAGCUGGUCACAUUGUCCCAAAAAAGCUCUAUAUAUGGGAUGAGAGGGAGGAAGUUGGAUUCCUCAAUAGGGCAUCCACCCAGUGGCUCAAGAAACCUGCUCUGAAGGCUGGCCGGGUUGAAACUGUUCAGAGAGGUCUUCACUUCAGAUCAGAAAUUCCUCCAGAAGACUACCUCACCUGACCUGACUGAGACCAGCAACAAUACAGCCAUGUCUUUGCGGAUCCAUGUGCUGGCCUGCUGCUUCGGCCUGGGCUCCUGGGUGGCUGUUAAUGGCCUGUGGGUGGAGCUCCCCCUCAUCGUUAACACUCUCCCCGAGGGCUGGGAACUACCAUCUUACCUGACCGUUAUCAUCCAGCUCGCCAACCUGGGGCCUCUGCUGGUCACUCUCAUGCACAAGCUGUGUCCGGGCCGUCUGAAGGAGAGAGCUGCCAUCUACAGUGUGUUGUCCAUAGGUGUCCUGGCCUGUAUACUUCUGGCGUUCUACUGGGAUGAGACCACAGUGGUGGCGGCGGCAUCUCGGAGCACAGCCUUCUUUAUCCUCACCUUUUUCCUGGCCUUGGUGGACUGCACCUCCUCUGUCACCUUCCUGCCCUUCAUGAUGCAGCUACCAGCCCACUACAUCCCCACCUACUUCAUUGGAGAAGGCCUGAGUGGCUUUAUCCCUGGUCUGGUGGCUCUCGGCCAGGGCGUCGGCAUGGCCAAGUGUGUGAAUGCCACUCAGUCCUCUGGUAACCUCACUGAAGAGGAUAUGUACAUUGUCCAGACCCAGUUUCUACCGCCCAACUUCUCCACCGAGGUGUUUUUCUUCUUCCUGGCGUCCAUGAUGUGCAUCAGCCUGGCAGCAUUCUCUGCACUAAACAGGCUCCCACGUACCUUUGAACUGUCCACGGAGAACUUGGUUCCAGACACUGACACAGUGGCGUCAGUCUGCUCCGGACUAGACAACCAUGGAGCAGUGACUGAAGGGGAGAACUCAAACCCAAAAUGCCACAGUGAGGAAUCAGGUCAGGCCAGGCCACAGCUGGCUAAAUCAGGCCACUCUAUUUUUCAGUUAACUUUUAUCUAUUUCAUGGUGGUCUGGGUGAAUGGGGCGACUAACGGCCUCUUGACCUCGGUGCAGACAUACUCCUGUAUGCCCUACGGUAACCUGGCAUAUCACCUGUCGGCUGCUCUGGCAUCCUGUGCCAAUCCAGUGGCCUGUAUAGUCGCCAUGUUUUUUCCUAAAAGGUCACUAGUGCUCCUGGGUGUACUGUGUCUCAUUGGAUCAGUCUUUGGAGGAUACAACAUGGCAAUGGCCACCAUGAGUCCAUGUCCACUACUACAAGGCUCCGCACUAGGAGAAGCCAUCAUAGUGCUGUCGUGGGUCUUCUUCACAGGGAUACUGUCUUAUGUCAAGGUGAUGGUGGGUGUCAUCUUCAGAGAUGAGAGCCACAGCGCCCUGGUGUGGUGUGGAGCAGCGGCACAGACAGGCUCUCUGCUAGGCUCUGCCAUCAUGUUCCCACUGGUAAAUGUCUACAACCUGUUUCAGUCAGGAGACUUCUGUAACACCAAGUGCCCUUUAUGAUGGUGACCUAUUCCUAAAACACUAACAUAACCACGGGUAAGUAGCUUUGUCCAAGCCAGAAUGGCCCAUCUCAUAGAACACUCCCAGGAAAGGACACUAGUACCGGCAAGUACUUAUACUAACUGGGGUGGUGUGUGAAUAAUGUGGGGAAUGAACAAUGACUGGACAAGAUUAGAGAUUGGACUCUGAACCUGCCUUCAAGGGCACUCUCUUCUGAGAGAGAAAUCCACCUGGAUCAAUGGACUAAAAUAUAACAUUUCAAAAUGUUGCUCAAUUAAUAUUUGAAAAUGUUUUAUAAAGUGUGAUUCACAACCCACGCUCAAGGUUAGCAAUGAUUGUUUAAAAUGCCUGCCCUAGUAAGUGGGUCAAGCACCUUUGAAAUACCUCCUGUGAAUAGCCUCAAUCUUUUCAUCUUUAUUGUGUUGUAGACUUUUUUGUUGUUGUUGGACAAAAUCUUUAUUCAUUUUAAAAUGUUGUUGUUGGGGUAGGCUACAUGCACAAAUUCACAUCAUUUAAUAGUUAAGCUUAGACACACCUACUCAUUCAUUGGUUUUUCUUUAUUUUUACUAUUUUCUACAUUGUAGAAUAAUAGUGAAGAUAUCAAAACUAUGAAAUAAGAAAUCCCGUAGUAACCAAAAAAUGGUUAAAUAAAAGUCAGAUUCUUCAAAGUAGCCACCCUUUGCCUUGAUGACAGCUUUGCAGACUCUUGGCGUUCUCUCAACCAGCUUCAUGAGGCAGUCACCUGGAAUGCAUUUCAAUUAGCAGGCAUGCCUUGACCUUUUAAGGAUUGGACCCUUUUUUUCAAUUUUCUCCUAAAGUGACAUACCCAAAUCAAACUACCGGUAGCUCAGGACCUGAAGCAAGGAUAUGCAAAUUUUUGAUACAAUUUGAAAGGAAAUACUUAACGUUUGUGGAAAUGUGAAAUUAAUGUAGGAGAAUAUAACACAUUAGAUUUAGUAAAAGAUCAUACAAAAAAUAUAUAUUUUAUUUUUUUGUAACAUCAACUUUGAAAUGCAAGAGAAAGGCCAUAAGGCCAUAAAUUCCAGCCCAGGGGCAACUUAGAUAAUUUCGCCACGAGAUGGCAGCAGUGUAUGUGCAGUUAGCUUGCAGGUGACCGGUCCACCACAAGGAGUCACUAGAGUCGUCUGUCCUCGGUUGCAACACUCACUACCUCUGGAAGCAAAGUCAGCACAAGAAGUGUUCAUCGGGAGCUUCAUGAAAUGGGUAUCCAUGGCCGAGCAGCCGCACACAAGCCUAAGAUCAACAUGUGCAAUGGCAAGCGUCAGCUGGAGUUGUGCAAAGCUUGCUGCCAUAGGACUCUGGACCAGUGGGAACACGUUCUCUGGAUUGAUGAAUCGCGCUUCACCAUCUGGCAGUCUGACUGACAAAUCUGGGUUUGCCGGAUGCCAGGAGAACGCUACCUGCCCCAAUGCAUAGUGUCAACUGUAAAGUUUGGUGGAGGAGGAAUAAUGGUCUGGGGCU